Molecule: messenger RNA, 480 nt
Organism: Mangifera indica (mango)
Lineage: Eukaryota; Viridiplantae; Streptophyta; Magnoliopsida; Sapindales; Anacardiaceae
Product: loricrin-like
Exons: 2
Coding region: 1-480 (159 amino acids)
Source: RefSeq, a predicted model, not a curated record
AUGGACAAUGGACUUGGCAAAUUUGAGCUAGGAGGCAAUUUUGGUAUUGAAAAAGUCUUCUCGUGUGAUGGUGGUGGUGGUGGCACUGAAUUUUCUGGCUGUGACGAGUUAGGAGGCAAUGGUGGUGACACUACUGGUGUCAAAGGCAAGCUUUCAUGCGGCGAUUUUGAGCUAGGAGGCGAUGUUGGUGGCACUACAGCAGGUGGCUUAGAAGAACCUUUAUGGUGUGAUUUGUGCUUCGAACGUUUCGGUUGCUCUGAAGUUGGAGGCAAUGCCGAUGGUUCAGGUGGUGAAGAAGUGCUUUCAUGGGACGAUGGUGGCAUCGGAGACGAUGUUGUCGGAGGUAACCGUGUCUCUGGUGGCGGAGGCAAUGGUGCGAAUUGGGGUGGUGAUGAAGCGAAGAUCGGUGGCAAUGGAGGCAGCUUAGGCUUGGGCAAAGGAGGAAUAGCCUGUGACUGUGACAAUGUCUUCGUGGAUUGA